UCCGUCUGGUCCACGCCGCCCAACCAACUAACUCGAUCGCUCCGUCUCCUUCGCCCUCUUUUCCUCUCCCCCCACACCAUUUACCGUACGGCUGUUUUCGGCAUUCCUCCAUCAUGUCUACUAAGCGGUCUACUCUCGAAUUGGGCAAUGUUCUGGUGGUUGGAGGGUGCGGCUUCCUGGGGUGGCAUAUUGUGGACCAAUUACUCAAUUUCCCCUCGGAAACCGAUCCCAGUGUCGCACUUCCCAAGCCGCAAGAUGAUACUAGAUUCGACUACCCCAAGCUGGGUGAUCGAUACCCUCGAUGCAUAGCAAAAGUCUCCGUUGUUGACCUCCGGACAACGAACAAUCGUCUUCCUGGAGCCGAGUACUACGAUGGAGACAUCACCUCUGUCGAGUCCAUGCUGUCCGUUUUCCGCGCCGUCAAGCCGGACGUCGUCAUUCACACCGCUACCGCGAACGUGUUGGAAGGGAACAAGCCGUUACUGCGCAAGGUCAAUGUCGAUGGGACCAAGACAUUGCUGGAGGUUGCGGGUGGUGAGCGUGGCGACUGGGGCGGAAAGUGCAAGGCGUUUGUUUACACGAGUUCGAGUUCCGUGGUCCAUGAUACGCAGAGUGACCUGAUCAAUGUCACGGAAGAAUGGCCACUUAUCAGGGGACCAUUGCAGCUGGAGUACUAUUCAGAAACCAAGGCCGACGCCGAAGAAAUCGCCUUGAAGUACAACCGCGCCUCGCCCUCUGGAAUGGUCACCUGUGCUGUUCGCCCCGCUGGCAUCUACGGUGAGAAGGACACGACAUUCACAUUCAAGAUCCUGGAACACGCUGCCAAGGCUUCGCCAACCGUCCUCCGAAUGCAGUUGGGAGACAACAACAACCUGUUCGACUUCACAUACGUGGGCAAUGUCGCCUACUCGCACACCCUCGCUGCGUACCGCUUGCUUGCGACUCAUGCGCGCUACGAGGCUGGACAGGGUGGACCCCUGGAUCAUGAGCGGGUGGAUGGAGAAGCGUUCAAUAUCACCAACGACUCGCCGGUCUAUUUCUGGGAUAUGACCCAUGCUGCCUGGGCUCUCACUGGCAAGGUGGUAGAGCCCCAUCAGGUGUGGGAGCUCCCAGAGAGUGCUCUCGGCCCCAUCGGCGGGAUUGCAGAGACGGUCCUCGGGCUCUUUGGUAAGACUCCCCGACUGACCAGACGUAUGGUGCGCUAUUCGUGCAUGACACGUUACUAUUCGUGUGACAAGGCCAAGUACCGCCUGGGAUACAGAGCCAUUGUUCCGGUUGACGAGGGUCUUGCUCGCGCAGUCGGAUAUGUUGUCGAGAGGGAGCGACUUGAGGGGCAGAAGAAGGCGCUGUGAUCGGGUCAUCGAGUCUAUGUAAUAUACGUUCUGAUUUUCUCCUACAAAUCGCUUGAUCUUAGUUGGACCCUGUCCGUAAUUAUUAAUGCAUGAAAACAGGCUGGUCUUUAUCUCAAUCUCAGCAAUAGUCGAAAUCUACUGAGAGAAC
This is a messenger RNA of Aspergillus fijiensis CBS 313.89, 1500 nucleotides long. RefSeq names its product C-3 sterol dehydrogenase/C-4 decarboxylase. The record is from RefSeq and is a predicted model, not a curated record. Gene Ontology annotation, biological process: steroid biosynthetic process. The transcript has 2 exons. Lineage: Eukaryota; Fungi; Ascomycota; Eurotiomycetes; Eurotiales; Aspergillaceae. The coding region runs from base 114 to 1352 and encodes 412 amino acids. Gene Ontology annotation, molecular function: 3-beta-hydroxy-Delta5-steroid dehydrogenase (NAD+) activity.